Nematolebias whitei (Rio pearlfish) is the source of this 383-nucleotide messenger RNA. Its product is annotated as guanine nucleotide-binding protein G(I)/G(S)/G(O) subunit gamma-5-like. The transcript is spliced from 3 exons. Gene Ontology annotation, biological process: G protein-coupled receptor signaling pathway. The record is from RefSeq and is a predicted model, not a curated record. Gene Ontology annotation, cellular component: heterotrimeric G-protein complex. NCBI's taxonomy places the organism in Eukaryota, Metazoa, Chordata, Actinopteri, Cyprinodontiformes, Rivulidae. Bases 79 to 285 code for a protein of 68 amino acids. Gene Ontology annotation, molecular function: G-protein beta-subunit binding.
UCAUCGGUUUUUUGUUUCAGCAGCUCACCCACACGGCUCUGUUUGAAUUUAGAUAUAUAAAGGUAAAACGCGUUCAAAAUGUCCAGUUCCUCAAACCUGGCGGCCAUGGAAAAAGUGGUACGACAGCUCCGUUUAGAGGCGAGCAUAAACAGAGUUAAGGUUUCCCAGGCGGCUGUAGACCUUCAGCAGUUUUGCAUGCAGAACGCCUUGCAGGACCCUCUGCUCACUGGCAUGACCUCCAGCACAAACCCCUUCAGGCCGCAGAAGGUCUGCGCUUUCUUGUGAAACAAAUUUUUUUUUGAUGUUACAGGGAGUUGUUGAUUUCAGCACCGCUCCAUGCCAAGCCAUUAUACUGCCACAGGAAAACAGAAAACAAAGUCAUG